Colias croceus (clouded yellow) is the source of this 919-nucleotide messenger RNA. RefSeq lists its product as uncharacterized. Bases 125 to 799 code for a protein of 224 amino acids. Gene Ontology annotation, cellular component: transcription regulator complex; nucleus. Lineage: Eukaryota; Metazoa; Arthropoda; Insecta; Lepidoptera; Pieridae. Gene Ontology annotation, biological process: regulation of transcription by RNA polymerase II. The transcript is spliced from 2 exons. The record is from RefSeq and is a predicted model, not a curated record. Gene Ontology annotation, molecular function: DNA binding.
GUCACGUUGCUCUGUGGCGUCACGUAGCGUGUUAUGUUUAUCCAUUUGUUUUGGUUUGGGUCUGUUACAGUUUAAAUCACGAUUAAAUUUUCAUUUAUCACGAUAAAGUAACACAAUCAUAAAUAUGUUUGAUGAAGAAAUGUUAAUAAAUCAAAUUAAACAACAUCCUGUUCUGUACAACUCGACACUGCCUUCGUAUAGAGACCAAAGCCUGAGAAAUAAUGCAUGGGAAGAAAUAUCAAAACAGUUAGAUAUGCCAGUUGAAGAAAUGAAAAUAAAAUGGAGUAAACUUAGAAAUUGUUAUACAAACGCAAUAAAAAGACGAAGAAAAAAGUCAAGCUUGGCACAGUCCACACCUUGGAGGUAUGAGCAGACAAUGAAAUUUUUAUUACCAUUUACGAUUUCAAGAAAGAGUGAGAAUUCAUUGGAUGUAGAUAAUAAUGUAAUAUUGUUUGAUUUUGAUUCAAUGAAAGAGGAACGUUGUGCAGAUGAUGAAAGGCCUUUAUCAAGAACUUCUAGUCAUUUAACUGAUCCCAUUGAGUGUAAUGUCUACGAGUCCCCAACUCCCACCAGACAGAAUGAAAGUGAUGAACUUAUUGAGAGAAGCUCAGGAAGAGUACUAAAUAGUUUUCAUGAAAUAAAUAGAAAGAGAAAGCAUGAAAUGGAUGAAAAUGAUUAUUUCUUUUUAUCCAUGAGUAUGCAACUAAAAAAACUCCCUGUAUCUGAUCAAGCAGAUAUCAAAUUUAAAUUACAUAAACUUAUUUAUGAAGCUGAGAAAGGAAGGUUAAAUUCUACGUAGUCAUGAUUACCAAGUCAAUAUUCUACAGUUGGUAAAAAUAUAGAAAACACAGAAAAUUAAGUCUAGCAAGAUUUUACAUGGUUUUGUAAAUAAUUAUUAUAAAUUGCUCAAUUUUGACAA